AUGGUCCCCCAGGCUCGCUCCAUCCCCAUCCGCAAGGACGACGAGGUCACCAUCGUCCGUGGUGCCAACAAGGGCCGUGAGGGCAAGGUCACCGCCGUCUACCGCCUGAAGUACGUCAUCCACAUCGAGCGCGUCACCCGCGAGAAGACCUCUGGCCAGUCCGUCCCCAUCGGCAUCCACCCCUCCAAGGUCGUUGUCAACAAGCUCAAGCUCGACAAGGACCGUGAGUCCAUCCUCGAGCGCAUCAAGCGCGGCCGCGAGGCCAGCGCCAAGGGCAAGGCCGACGCCUAA
This is a messenger RNA of Verticillium alfalfae VaMs.102, 291 nucleotides long. RefSeq names its product 60S ribosomal protein L26-1. The record is from RefSeq and is a predicted model, not a curated record. The transcript has a single exon. The coding region runs from base 1 to 291 and encodes 96 amino acids. Gene Ontology annotation, cellular component: ribosome; cytosolic large ribosomal subunit. Lineage: Eukaryota; Fungi; Ascomycota; Sordariomycetes; Glomerellales; Plectosphaerellaceae. Gene Ontology annotation, molecular function: structural constituent of ribosome; RNA binding. Gene Ontology annotation, biological process: cytoplasmic translation; ribosomal large subunit biogenesis.